AUGGUAUUCGGACCACCAAAAUACGUUCACGGUCCACGGACCAGAAGACCCAAGAAACCGCCCGGGGAGACUGGUGCCACGAACGACGAGAAACGACCCAGAACCGCCUUUUCUGGUCCACAACUCGCUAGGCUCAAGCACGAAUUCGCCGAAAACCGAUACUUGACUGAGCGACGGCGGCAGGCCCUGGCUGCAGAGCUGGGCCUGGCGGAAGCCCAGAUCAAGAUCUGGUUCCAGAACAAGCGGGCGAAGAUCAAGAAGGCUUCCGGCCAGAGGAACCCCCUGGCCUUGCAGCUGAUGGCUCAGGGGCUGUAUAAUCAUAGUACCGUGCCAUUGACCAGAGAAGAAGAGGAAUUAGAGAUGAAAGCAAGAGAGCGAGAACAGCAGAAUAGAUGCUAACUUAGUCAUUUAACUUACCAAUGACUUCUUCAUAUUUAUACUGGACACGCUAACAUCAUCUUGUUGUUUGCGAUUGUUAGAUCCACCAUAUCGUCAAAAAUGAAAAAUCACAAUGAUUUUAAGCAGAAUAGAUGCUAACUUAGUCAUUUAACUCACCAAUGACUUCUUCAUAUUUAUACUGGACACGCUAACAUCAUCUUGUUGUUAGCGAUUGUUAGAUCCACCAUAUCGUCAAAAAUGAAAAAUCACAAUGAUUUUAAGCAGAAUAGAUGCUAACUUAGUCAUUUAACUCACCAAUGACUUCUUCAUAUUUAUACUGGACAUGCUAACAUCAUCUUGUUGUUUGCGAUUGUUAGAUCAACAUUAUCAUCAAAAAUGAAAAAUCACAAUGAUUUUAAGUUGUCUUUAAUAAAUGUAUACUAAUAUCAACCGUUUUUUGUUUACAUUUUUAAUAAUUUAUUUAUGUAAUUAAUAACAAUUGUCGUUGUAAAAUAUUAUUUAUAUUGAAAAAAUAAAAGUAUUAUGUAAUAAACUUUUCAUGUUUUAAGCCUAUCAGAAAAUGGUUUCAAUUUUGAAUAUAACAUAAAAAUAGUUUCCAUGAUGUUUUUACCCAUUUAUAAAAGAAGAUCCUCGAAUUUACAAUCAAAACAGGAUGACGCGUCCAGUGUAUAAAAUAGAAGUCAUUGUCGUCAUAUCAGUCUUAAUAUUACGCAUUGAUUUUAUCUUCAUGUAAAUGUACCUACAUAAUAUUUCACCCCGAGACUAUGUCACAAUAAAUAGACAAUUAUCCACUACUUAAAUAGAACCAUAGACUAUAAAUAUGUCAUUAAAAAAUCAGCGGGAUUAUAACGACACAACAGCACGUCUAUAGAUUGAAAUCCAUUGCUGGUUUUGUUUACUGUUUGUGUAAUGUCAAUAAAACUAAACAUGCGUUGGAUGUCUUUAUUUUUGUUUGUCAAUGCUGGCGUAUGUUAGUUACUGUGCUUACAUUUUCUUGUUUAAAUUACCUAUAUGGUGUUCACGUUGCUAACAUUAACUUCAGAGUGAUACAUAUUUCUUUCUGAUUUUUCAAUUGAUUUAAAACUUACUACUACACCCUACUGACUGACACUUAAUUUUUUUUUUCAUGAGUUUUUUGUUUGUCAUUUAAUGCAAAGUCAUUAUUAUAAAAAGAUAUUUCGAUAUUGAUUGUAAAUAAAACAAUCAUUUAAUGUUUCCUAAUCAUUGAUUUAUUGUAAUAAAUGUUGAAUGUUUUCGUUUUUAAAAUAUUAAUAAAUAAUUAAUAAUAAUAAUCCCACACGAAUUGUAAAAAUAUAUUAAUAAUUUAAAUUGAUAAUUUGUAAAUAAUUUUUAGAAUAGAAUUAAAUAGAUUUAAUAUUAAGUUAUUUAUUGUGCAA
Messenger RNA from Amyelois transitella, 1796 nucleotides. Its product is annotated as homeobox protein E60. Lineage: Eukaryota; Metazoa; Arthropoda; Insecta; Lepidoptera; Pyralidae. Gene Ontology annotation, molecular function: DNA-binding transcription factor activity, RNA polymerase II-specific; RNA polymerase II cis-regulatory region sequence-specific DNA binding. The record is from RefSeq and is a predicted model, not a curated record. The coding region runs from base 1 to 399 and encodes 132 amino acids. Gene Ontology annotation, cellular component: nucleus. The transcript has 4 exons. Gene Ontology annotation, biological process: neuron differentiation; multicellular organism development; regulation of transcription by RNA polymerase II.